AAGUCCGAGGAAGGAGCUCCACUCUACUAUAACAACUGUGCAUUGCCCGCAGUUAAAUUUUGAGUUUUCCUUGACUUUAUUUGAACAAUCUGAAGCUUUUGUGUGCAGGUUCGUGGUGAGCUGCAGCGAAACACAAUGAUCGUUAGGAUUGUGCUGAGCUCCCAGUCUCUUCGGAGCAGCUGUGUCUUUUCCAGAUCUUUAGGACUUCUGCAGAGACCAUGGACGCAUCAUCCAGGCUUAUCUGCAGCGAGUCGUGGCAUUCAUGUGGAAUCUCCACCCAUCAUCCCGACUCUCACCACCAGCUACGCCCACGGCACAUCUUCCACAUCUCUGCUCCACACCACCAUUGGAGAGUCCCUGUUGCAGACCGUGGAGCGCUGGCCCGACCGAGAGGCCGUGAUCUUCCUACAAGACGGAGUCCGCAAGACCUUUGCACAGCUUCAGCAGGAUGUGGAUCAGGCUGCAGCGGGGCUGCUGGCUCUUGGACUGCAGAAAGGAGACCGCCUCGGCAUAUGGGGACCCAACACUUAUGAAUGGAUCCUGUUCCAGUUCGCCACAGCCAGAGCUGGUAUCAUACUGGUGUCUGUGAACCCAAAGUACCAGGUGCAGGAGGUGGAGUUCGCAUUGCGGAAGUCUGGCUGUAAAGCUGUAGCGUGCCCCGCAAAGUUCAGGACUCAGAAGUACAGUGACAUGCUGAAGCAGUUAUGUCCGGAGAUCGAGUCGUCUACGCCGGGGGACAUCAGGAGCGCCAGACUCCCAGACCUCCGCUCUGUGAUCCUCCUGGAUAGUCGACAACCGGGAAUGUUCCACAUUGAGGACGUGAUGCAGGCCGGCAGCAGCCGGUACAUGCAGCAGCUUCAGGACCUGCAGAAGCAGCUCUCCUUUGACGACCCGAUAAACAUCCAGUUCACUUCGGGAACCACUGGAGCUCCAAAGGGCGUGACCUUGUCUCAUCACAACAUCGUCAACAACGCCUACUUUGUGGGGAAGAGACUGGGGUACACCUGGAGACCUAACAUUCGUGUCUGUCUCCCUGUGCCUCUGUACCACUGCUUCGGCUCUGUGGGUGGAGGGUUGUGUAUGGCCGUCCAUGGCAUUUCCACCAUCUUUCCCUCUGCGGGGUACGAUGGAAAGGCCAACUUAGCAGCUCUGGAGAGCGAAAGGUGCACCUUCAUCUACGGCACCCCCACCAUGUUUGUGGAUAUGGUCAGCCAGCAGGAAGUGGCCAAACAUGACUUGUCGUCAGUCCUGGCAGGCGUCAUGGGAGGCUCCCCGUGUCCUCCAGAUCUCGUGAAGAAGGUCAUUUCUGUGAUGGGCAUCAAGGAAAUAACGGUUGUAUACGGCACCACGGAGAACAGCCCCGUGACGUUCUGCCCGUCGCCGACAGACAACCUGGAGAGGAAGUCUGAGACCGUCGGCUUCGUCGCGGAACACACAGAGGCUAAAAUCGUGGACCCUAGGACGGGUCAGGUGGUGCCUCUGGGGACGACGGGGGAGCUCAUGACGAGAGGCUACUGCGUGAUGCUGGGUUACUGGGACGACGAAGCCAAAACACAAGAGUGCAUCACCAAAAGCGGAUGGUACAAAACCGGAGACCUUGCCUCGAUGGACGUGUUCAGCUACUGCCGAAUCGAGGGCAGAAUUAAAGACAUGAUCAUCAGAGGAGGAGAGAACGUUUACCCAGCGGAGAUCGAACUGUUCCUGCACACGCACCCCAAAGUCAAGGAGGCACAGGUGGUCGGCGUUGUGGAUGCCCGUAUGGGUGAAGAGAUCUGUGCCUGUAUCAAAGUGGUCGACGGAGAGGAAUGCACUGCAGAAGAAAUCAAAGUUUACUGCAAACAACACAUCGCUCACUUCAAGAUCCCUCGCUACGUACUUUUUGUGACCAGUUACCCGCUUACCGUUACUGGAAAGAUCCAGAAAUACGAACUACGCGACGAGGCUGAGCAGCAGCUCGGACUCAAGGACAAAUGAGAUUUUCAGCUGAUGAAUGAAUUUAAUUCAAAUACUGUUUAACAGGGAUUAAAAACCAGCCAUCAGAGGUGCUAUGGCAGGCUAUAAAGCCACAUCCUGUAACCCACUGAUAACAUGGAUAACGUGACUAUACUUAUCACCAGCACACAAAGACCAUGAGAGACCAUAACCAACAAUACAUUAAUCCUAGUAACAAAUAGUGUGUAUACAAAAAUAACACUGUGGGUGAUAUGUGCCUUUAUUACCAUGAACACUUUGUAGUAUAUUUUGACUCAGUUGCACUAUUUACUCCGGUCUUUGUAGCGUUUGUUAAAAAUAAACCACAGUGCCCAAAUGUUUGAGAUGUUUUUAAUUAAUGUAUAUAUUUGUAACCUGUGUCUAAGAUUAAUAUCUUCUAUAGAAACCAACGGGGAAGGACAAACUGGUUGUUGGUUUUGGUCUUCAACAGUUUAAUAAUAUCUGUUGUACAAAUGUGAACAUUGAUUGAACCACUUGUACAUAUUGAAUCACACAUUUCACCACAGUUCUUUCUUAUCCUGUGUAAAGCUAAAACAAUAUUUUUUCUACAACUUGAAAUAAAUCACAUUAUUAAAAUCAAGGCGUUGAUUUAUCAGGAUGAACGAGAGUAUUUUAAUAUUGGUCAC
Anarrhichthys ocellatus (wolf-eel) is the source of this 2618-nucleotide messenger RNA. RefSeq names its product acyl-CoA synthetase family member 2 (gene acsf2). The record is from RefSeq and is a predicted model, not a curated record. The transcript is spliced from 16 exons. NCBI's taxonomy places the organism in Eukaryota, Metazoa, Chordata, Actinopteri, Perciformes, Anarhichadidae. Bases 136 to 1974 code for a protein of 612 amino acids. Gene Ontology annotation, biological process: fatty acid metabolic process. Gene Ontology annotation, molecular function: medium-chain fatty acid-CoA ligase activity.